This is a messenger RNA of Mesocestoides corti, 462 nucleotides long. The record is from the annotation of a GenBank genome assembly. Lineage: Eukaryota; Metazoa; Platyhelminthes; Cestoda; Cyclophyllidea; Mesocestoididae.
AUGUGGGACUGUGAAUCACCGACUCUGUACGGCUACGGUCCUAGCAUUACCACCGCCUCGGCCCUUCGUGGAACCACGGCAGAAAUUAUGGGGUUCCAAGGCCAGGCAGGGAAUAAUACGGUCGAAUUCUAUGCGGGAACGGCGAAUUCGUUGGCGAAUUUUUGCACAAACAUCACCGAGACCGACGACGCCUUGAAGCAGGUCCGUGGGGGUGGCUUCUUGGCGGAGUUCGAGAGGGAGGACGAGGAACAGGAGGAGGAGGGCGGGUCCUACAGCACCAGUGGGGAUAUUAGUCCGCUUGCAGACAAGAAAGUGUAUCCGUCGUCGAAAGGAAAUCCGCUCUAUGAAAACACCAUGGACAAUUUGAUGAACGGAAAAGAAGGACAAAUCCUAUGGGUGGAAACAGUUUACGUGAAGGAGUUGAGGCGCAAAGCACUUUGCGUGCUAUUUCCUCCCUCCUAG